This is a messenger RNA of Rhipicephalus microplus (southern cattle tick), 871 nucleotides long. RefSeq lists its product as uncharacterized. Lineage: Eukaryota; Metazoa; Arthropoda; Arachnida; Ixodida; Ixodidae. The record is from RefSeq and is a predicted model, not a curated record.
GCGAAACAACGGGAAAAGCCAACAUAAACUUUCCGCCACAUAAACUUCGCGCGUUAGUCAGUGCUGUCAAGACGUGAAGGCUGUCGAGGGACGUCGAGAAACUACGCUGUGGCAUGGCGAUGUUUUUCAGCGCCCGAGAGUGCGCUUUGCGAGUUGCAAUUUUGUGCGCCACCCUUUUCCUCGCCUACGGACAAGCUGCGUCGGAACCCCGUAACUGCACGCCGGAAGCGGCUUUCCUGUGCUACGAUGCGUACCGACUCGAGCUGAAGGGGGCUCAGGCCUUGGCCGACGAGGGCAACUACCAGGAGGCGCUCGACCAGAAAUGCAAGCGGAUCAAGGACAAGUUGCCGUGUCACAAGGAACUGGCCCUGUGUCCCGAAACUACGAGGUCAAAUUUCACGGUCCAGGAACGGGGUUACCAGGCGGUGAGCGACAUCAUCUGCGAUGCUCAGGCACUCAAAGAUUCCUACGUGGCUGGUCGCUGUCAGGAUCCCACGAAUCUGAUCGACUGUCUCGUGGAAUGGACCUUCCGCACUUUCGAAGAUGAUCCUCCCCGAGACGAUAACACUCGUUUGUGCAGGCGUUUGCAAGGCUCAUCGGCGUGCUACCAGGAGACGUUCGUCGCCUCCUCGUGUCCUGUGACGCUAGAAUUGGCAGAGCCAGCCUUUACGAGGACCCAGAAAGCGCUCGUCGAGCUCGUCGGGUGCCACGAACCGAACAGAUCGACGCCGUUGUCUUCGACGCCUCAAGGACUGUUGCUCGGGAUGCUGGUGUUGUCGGUUGUCCGCUGGAUAACCUCUUGAUAUUUGAUAUACUUUAAGAAAACACCGAAGAAAAACACUAAGUUAAUAAACAAGGUAUCCUUUUCAAA